UACCCCCGGAGUGGGAGGAACGUGAGCGCUGCAGGAGGACCGAGGCCGGAGAGAGAGGCACCUCCACACCGUCUCAAAGCAAAUAUAAGACUCGCUGUUUGAUCCAGGGAGGAUACAGUCCGGUUUGGAGAGGACGCGCCACUUCCUGCAAGACGCAGGACUUCCCUCUUUCACUUUCCUCUCCUUCUCCUUGAGCCUUCAGAACAUGUUUCCCAGCGUGUCUUUGCUGCUUUUCUUGCUCUGUUCGGUGGAGGCGAGCCGCGGCUCUGGCUCCGGCUCCGGGUUCGAGUCCCAGGACGUGCUGCCCGUCCGGGUCAACGGGAGAACCGGCGGCCGGUUCUGGAAGCGCAGCGAGGAGCAGCCGGUGUUCAGCCUGAGGGCGUUCGGCCGAGACCUGACUCUCACCCUGGUCCCGGACAGCAGCUUCCUGGCCCCGUCCUUCUCCAUCCAGCGCGUCAGAGCCGCCCGCACCGGCGCCGGAGCAGCUUUACGCACCGGCGGAGGAGUUUUACGCACCGCGCACUCGGACCUUUGGACCCGCAUGAACCGGACCGAGGAGGCCGAGGGCCAGCUGAGGAGCUGCUUCUACUCCGGCAGCGUGGACCAGGACCGAGACUCGGUGGUGGCCGUGAGUUUGUGCUCCGGCAUCUUCGGCUCCUUCGUCACCAACGGGACCGAGUAUUUGAUUGAGCCCAAAAAACUGCGCUCGAGCCCAAGCGGGCCGUCGGUGCCGGAAUCCGCGGAGCAUGUCAUCCGGAGGAGGAAUCUAACCGAGAACCGCGCACUUUCCCUGGUGUUCGACCGCCAGGACGGCCGGGAGGGGACUUUUACGCACGGCGGCGGCGGCGGCGGGCACGCGCGGAGCGCGCCGCGGCGGAGGCGCUUCGUCUCCGCGCCGCGCUUCAUAGAAACCCUGGCCGUGGCGGAUUCAAGCAUGAGCCACUUCUACGGAGAGGAAAUAAAGCACUACGUCCUCACCCUCAUGUCCAUGGCAGCCCAGCUCUACAAGCACCCGAGCAUCAAGAACUCGGUGAACCUGGUGGUGGUGAAGAUGCUGGUGGUGGAGGACGAGGAGGUGGGACCGCAGGUCUCCAGCAACGGGGGCGUGGCUCUGCGGAGCUUCUGCUCCUGGCAGCAGCUCUUCAACCCGGCCAGUCACCGGCACCCGGGCCACUACGACACCGCCAUGCUGUUCACCAGAGAGGACAUUUGCGGACAGAAGAGCUGCGACACGUUGGGUGUUGCUGAUGUCGGAACGAUGUGCGAUCCCAAAAAAAGCUGCUCAGUCAUCGAGGACAACGGACUGCAAGCUGCCUUCACAGCUGCACACGAGCUUGGCCACGUGUUGAGCAUGCCUCACGAUGAUUCAAAGACAUGUGAGCGGCUGUUUGGAGAUCUGGGAGGACAUUACCUGAUGGCUCCUCUGUUUGUCAGCCUCAACAAAACUGCACCGUGGUCUCCCUGCAGUGCCCUCUACAUCACUGAAUUCUUCGACAACGGGCAUGGGGACUGUCUCCUGGACAUCCCAGAGACUACCAUGCCCUUCCCGGGAGACCUGCCGGGCACCAAGUACAGCCUGGACCAACAGUGUCAGCAGAUCUUUGGAGAAGAGUUCGUCCACUGCCCCAACACCUCCGACAGUGACAUCUGCAGCCAGCUGUGGUGUCGAGAGGACGGCACGCCGCAGUGCUCCACCAGGAACGGCAGCUUGCCCUGGGCUGACGGCACACCCUGCGGGGCAGACGGAUCGUGCCUCGAUGGCGUCUGCAAGUCGACCCAGGAGGUGCUGCAGCCGCUGAUGGCUGUGGACGGUGGCUGGAGCUCUUGGGGGCCGUGGCGGGGCUGCUCCAGGACGUGCGGAGGCGGGGUGGAGUUCUCCCACAGGGAGUGCAGCGACCCGGUGCCGCAGAAUGGAGGGUGGUACUGCGAGGGCCAGCGGGUUCGGUACCAGUCCUGCAACACGCAGCCAUGCGACAACAAUGAAGGUAAAAGUUUCAGGGAGGAGCAGUGUGAGGCGUACAACAGCGCCAACUACCUGGACCAGAACGGGAACAUGAAGCAGUGGAUUCCAAAGUACGCUGCCGUUUCUCCCAGAGACAGAUGUAAGCUGAUCUGCAGGGCUAGAGGCAGCAGCGAGUUCAAGGUCUUUGAAUCCAAGGUGAUUGACGGGACCACCUGUGGCCCGGACACCACGUCCGUGUGUGUCCAAGGCCAGUGUGUGAAAGCAGGCUGUGAUCACGUGAUCGGAUCCAACAAGAGGGUGGACAAGUGUGGAGUGUGUGACGGCAGUGGACUCAGCUGCAGGAAGAUUACAGGCUCCUACAACAAAGCGAACUAUGGGUACAACGACAUCGUCACGAUUCCCGUUGGCGCCACCAACAUUGACAUCAAACAGCGGAGCAACAGAGGAAUCAAGCAUGACGGGAACUACCUGGCCAUGAAGAGGGAGGGUGGCACUUACAUCCUGAACGGGAACUUCUCCGUGUCCACAAUGGAGCAGGACAUCCCAGUCAUGGGUGCCGUUUUGAAGUACAGCGGCUCCUCCACCACGCUGGAGAGGAUCCAGAGCUUCAGUCAACUCAAGGAGACCAUCACUAUUGAAAUCCUGGCCACCGGCGGAGACGCCAACCCCCCCAAGGUCAAAUAUUCCUUUUUCAUCCCUACGGAUGUGACGUUCAGCAAAUCCAAAGACAAGAAGGACUUAUCUUGGCACAUGAUCGGUACAUUCGGUGUGUCUGACUGGAUGGCAGGCGAGUGGUCCGAGUGCUCCAAGAGCUGUGGUUCUGGGUGGUCCAGGAGGAGUGUUGAAUGCAUAGACAGUGAAGGCUUCCAUUCCAGCCAGUGUGAGAAAGACCUGAAGCCUACGGACAUCAGGCCCUGCGGGGACCUGCCGUGCCCCAUCUGGCAGAUGGGGCCUUGGUCGGCCUGCUCACGAACUUGUGGCCAGGGGGAGCGCCGCCGCAGUGUCUUCUGCAUAGACUAUACUGGGAACACUGUUGAACCGGAGAGGUGUGAUCCCAACAAAAUCCCAGAUCCAGUCUCUGGAGAGUGUAACAACCAGGACUGCUUAUGAAGAACAGCAAAACUCUCCCUUUUCGGUCUGCGUGCACAUACGAAGCAUGGAUGGAUUAGUGACUGGCUGUACCGGGACCUGACCCAAAGGCACAAACACCUGCAAACGCCAAAUACAAUGCCACGGUAUCAAUCACAAAAAGCUGCAAUUUGACCAAAAAGAACAGCAAAAUAACUAGAUAGAGGCUCAAACCUCAGCCUUUUCCGCCAACUAGAUCCUGGUGCUGGUUCACCGUGGGCUCCAUAUUUACAGAGCCGAUACAUCACCAGAUAAUUAUGUCAGUGGAGUACUCCCAACGUGGUUUGAACGGUACCUCAGAGAACCUUAAAGUUUUUCAGAGAACCAUGGUCCACCAAAGAGGGUCACUUCAGCUCACUUUACCUGAUGGUGCCAAUUCAGAACCAAGUCAUCCAAGCCAGCAUUUCUGUGCAGGCCCUAUAUAAGCUAAAUGGGUCCCACAUGGGUUUGUCUGCAGGUUUCGUGAUAGUCCUACCUGUGACUGGUAUCUACCUGGUUUUAGCUGGGUCCCAAUUGGUCAAUUUGUCCUUCCAAUAGCUCCUUCCCAUUAAUUUCACUUAAUUGGGACCCACUCAGGCCUCCCAUGUGGGAUCCAUAAUACUGAAACUAUAAAGAACCCAUUUCAUGCCUAAGCCCACUCUUUACCCAAGCAGAACCACUUAUUUCCCAGGUGGGUCCCACAUGGACAUGCUGGCUGGGAGCUGGAGGCACCUUACAUUUCUAUGCAGUGUAAUGAAUACAGCCCAGCUCAGACCAGUUUUUUCCAGUUCCAGUUUAAUGAAAAACAGGUUAGCUGAGUAACCCCACAAACUCCACCGAAUCACAUCGUAGAACAGAUCACAACCAGAGUUGGUCGUCAGUAACGAGGACCGCUCCUGGAAAUAAAAGUUGAGCUUGUGAAUCAUCCAGUAUUUAUGAACACUGCCAAGACCUGGAUCUAUCCCGCCCGGGUUGAGGAGGCUCCAUAAAAAUACUCAUGUUGCCUCAGUUGGUGCUUUCUUUGCCGUUGGCUGGUGCUACGUUGGGCGCUGGUUCUGAACCAGCACUGGAAACUGGUCGCUGGAAAUGGUCUGUCUGAUCCAGAAUCUUCCUGUUGACCUUAUAAGGUUCACAAGGCAGUCAUUUGUACUCUUUUAAUAGUUUUCUAUCAAACUUCAUGUCGGAAUGUUACUUCUGACCAGAUUGGGGCAGUAUAUUGGCAGAAGGUUCAUGUGUGGGCCCCUCGUGUGUGACGCAAUCAAGCUCACCUCUAGUGGGACAAAGUGGUAUCACAGGACGUACCGGACCAUCCCCGGCCGAUAACGCGGUAUCGUCAUUCUUUUGUUUACGCAGCCGAUGUUUGCCUCCAUGUGGUCAGAAGUGGCAUUGAUCCAUAGCGUGCUUCGGUCAUGGAGGUGUUACUUCUGAGCAGAGUUGGUCAGAGCCUUUGAUUGGUCCAGAUGUUUGUACGAUCUAUUUACGUUAGAGUUGUGACAUCGAAGGCUGUUUUUUUUGUUGUUUUUUUGUUUUUAAAUAUGAUUAUUGUCUAUUUUUUCAUCUUUUGUUGACAUUUGACAACCACUAUUGAAAUUAGAGUGAUGUAAAUCUACCUCAGGAUGCACACGUGAGUGUAGCGGCUCUCAAAGGCUGCGGCGUGUUCUUUCUCCACAACCAGAAGUUUUCUAGCACCUCUUACAAAGAAGGGGUCUAGAACAUGAAACCUGCUGUCAAAAACCGGUACCGUGUAAAUAUACCUCCAGUCCUCCAGAACUCUUUUGAAGCUUUGAUGGAGCCCUUCGCCUGGAUGUUGGGGUAAGUACGCCCCAUCGAGCCUUCAGCCUCCGGGGAACCUGCUCAUGGGGGAUUUCUCCUCUUUUCUACUGGCGGACAAAUGUGAUUUUGGUAAAUGCUUUCCUCCUGGAGAUUGUGGUUCCUAAAGCUACAGGGAUACCCAGUUCCUGUCAAAAUGUUUACCAUCUAAACUAGACUGUAGAAGAAGAGAGGCCAGUGAUCACAGCUGAUUAUUGGUAUCUGACUCCCAAAGAUUCUCAUCUUAAAAACAUUUAUAGUUUCAACUUCUCUCAUGAAAUACAGCGGCAACAAAAAGGUCAUUACUGAUUUUAUGUGUUAAUUUGCAAUAAAAUGUGAGCAGAUCUUCAUCUAAGUGAUAAAACUUUCACAGUUCCGGAGGGAAAAGUAGGUUUCUCCUUGGAGUUCCCAGCUGGUUGGAGCUCCGUCAGCAGCAGUGGGAGUUGUGGACCAUCCAUGUGUCUCUCUGGAGCUCAUUCCACAGCAUCUCUGUGGGGUUCAGGGCUGGACUCUGACUGCACUACUCCAGAAGGUGGAUUUGUUUUUUCGGAAGUCAUUCUAUGGUGGAUUUACUUCCAUGUUUAGGGUCAUUGUCCCGCAGCAUCAGCCAGCUUCUACCGAGCUUCGGCUGCUGGACGGAUCCCCUGGAGGAGGUUUUGGUAAACUUUGGGACUUUGAUGGUAUUCCCCUUAAUGUUGCCCAGUGGUCCGUGUCCUUAGGCCAAGGGCGUAGGUUUGCAUAGGGACGGUAGGGACAUAACACUACCAACUUUUCAGGAGGCUCAAAUUGUCCCCACCUACUUUAAAGCAACCUUAUUUGCAUUAUAUAAUGAGUUCAGAUAUAUAGGUAAUUUAGAUUGUCUUCCCAAAUGUUGUAAGGAUAGAAUUGACCCAACCAUUAUUAAGUGAAUUAUUUUCAUUAUAUUUAGACUUACAUUUACCCCCUUUCACUUGCUGAAUUUGCCGGUCCAUUUUUUUUUCCUCAAACGCACGUUUGAUUGGCUGAUGGCUUGACACCACAUUCACCCAAUCUGUUUGGUCUUAUUAAUGUCCUGUCCCCAGUAAAAAGUGUACAUGCAGGUUAUGCUGUUAUAUCGUCCCUACCAAUGUUGAAACCAAACCUACGCCCUUGCCUUAGGCAGUGAAUCAAGUCCACAGCAUGACGCUACCUCCACCAUGCUUGAACACUGGGACGAUGUUUUGAUGCUGGUAAAUUCUGACCUUUUUGUGCCAACAAAGUAAAACUUUGUUACAUCGGUCCACAAAACAUUUUCCCAGUGGCGUUUCAGAUUAACAGGGUGUUUUUUUGCAAACCUUGGGUGAGGAGCAUCUUCUGGGCCUCACCCAGCCUCUCCUGGGUUUAGGCUAGUCACCUGCUGUCGGGGUUCCUCUAGUCCUGGUUCCCCGUUCAGUGAGUCCUGUAUGGUAAACUCAUGAACAGAGAUGUUCCUCCUAGGCUCUUCUUGACCUCACUGAGGAUUCCGCAUUGUCUUUGGAGUCACCUGAACACCUUGAUGUCCAGAGCAGCUACAGAACUAAACUGUUUCCAUCUCUGGACAGUUUAACUGUGGGCCGAUGGUUGUCGGGAGAUUGGUGACCUUUUAUCUCUGUCCAGGCUUCUACGUAGGAACUACUCUGGACCGUGUGUCCUCAGCCUUCAGAUGACUUCUAUGAAGAUUAGUGAACAUUUUAUGGCAAAUUUAUGUCAAUUGAAAAAAAAAUUCUUGCCACUGUACUUCUUCAAAACCCUUUCCAUCAUCAUGGUUUCCUUGGCUAGAUCCACUCCUGACCGGAUUGUUGAUAGUCUUCACGAUUACAAGACCCAGCUGGGCAACUAUUGGGCAAAAUCAAACCGUCUGUGUUGGACAGAACAAUGUAACACCAAGUCUAUUGCUUUUCAGACCUUUAUUGGUCGACAAAUGGAAGUGCUCUUUGUUGUUUUCGGACUCCUGUAUGUAUAUUUGUUCUUUCAUUCCUGUCGUUAAUUUACAGUAUAAUAUAAGAUAAAGUCAUCCCUUCAGUGAAGGACCAUGCUAUUUUAUUAUUACAGCUUUUAAAGCUAUUUAUUUUUGUACAGUUUUUACCAUGAACAUGUAAAUAACAUGGCAGAUGCUGCUGUCUUUGAGUUUGUUUUGGGUUAUA
Cololabis saira (Pacific saury) is the source of this 7020-nucleotide messenger RNA. Its product is annotated as A disintegrin and metalloproteinase with thrombospondin motifs 8-like. NCBI's taxonomy places the organism in Eukaryota, Metazoa, Chordata, Actinopteri, Beloniformes, Belonidae. Gene Ontology annotation, molecular function: zinc ion binding; metalloendopeptidase activity. The coding region runs from base 206 to 3073 and encodes 955 amino acids. The transcript has 9 exons. Gene Ontology annotation, biological process: extracellular matrix organization; proteolysis. The record is from RefSeq and is a predicted model, not a curated record.